AAUCAUUUUUCAACGCAUUCUCAUUUCCGGGUAACAUAAAACGUUUAUUUUUGGCAAGCAAUAAAACCGAGAAUCUAUCUUGUAUUGACAUUUUAAAGACUCAUGCAUGCGUUCUAAUCAUAAUUGGACAAAGAAUGUUGUACAGUACUGGUCAGCCACUACAAAACCCUAAAAAUCUUGACGAAGUAAAUUUAUCAUAUGCUAUGAUCCGCAAUGGAUCAUUGGUUGUCGAUUUCUUUUUUGUCAUCAGUGGCUUCCUAACUUUUUAUUUUCUCUAUGAUGAACUAGUCAACACAAAAAUCAUAAAUAUACCAUUACUCUUGCUAUGGAGAUGGUUGAGACUAAUGCCUGUAUAUGGGUUAAUGAUAGCUUUUCAUACAUUUGUUUUAUUACACUUGGCUGAUGGUCCAUUAUGGAAAAAAAUAGCAAUUCAAGAAUCAGUAAACUGUCAAAAUAGUUGGUGGAGCAAUUUUCUGUUCAUAAAUAACUACGUACAUGCGGACCAUCCAUGUAUAAUUCAAUCGUGGUAUUUGGCGUGUGACAUGCAAUUGUUCAUCGCCGGUAUUAUACUUGUGUAUUUGGUGUGGAAGUACCAAAAUUAUGGAGUCUACUUAAUGUGGGCUACGAUAUUUCUGUCGUGUAUAAUCCCGGCUUUUGUCGUAUACACUCAUCAAUUUUAUCCGACAAUUUUAAGUUAUAUUUC
Diuraphis noxia (Russian wheat aphid) is the source of this 703-nucleotide messenger RNA. Its product is annotated as nose resistant to fluoxetine protein 6-like. The record is from RefSeq and is a predicted model, not a curated record. Gene Ontology annotation, molecular function: acyltransferase activity, transferring groups other than amino-acyl groups. NCBI's taxonomy places the organism in Eukaryota, Metazoa, Arthropoda, Insecta, Hemiptera, Aphididae.